AUGUUCUCAUUUUAUUUUUUAUGUCUUUUAUUUGUUCAAAUAACAUUAGGAAUUGAAUUAGAAGAAAAAAUACAUAAAGAUGAAAGAUUUAAACGUGCAAUUUUAAAUAAAGACCUAUUACCUUUUGAUUCCCAUAUUUCUUAUUAUAUCGCAUACAAAAAACACUCUCAAAAAGUUAUUUCAGCUCUCAAUGAUCUUUCUAAUCAAACUUGUUUUGAUUUUGUGAAAUUAAAAAAUGAAUUUAAACAUAAAGGGAUGAUUUUUAAAACAUCUGAUUGUAAUUUAAUUGCUUCAGCAAAUGGUACCGAUGCACCUACAGUUAUUUAUUUAGAAACCACUUGUUCCAGUAAAAUUGGUUGUAUUAAACAUCAUAUUGGUCUUGCUUUAGGAUUGAUUCCUCAUCAAAACCGUUGGGACAGAAACAGUUAUGUAAAUAUUUUAUAUGAUAAUAUUGAAAAAGCAAAUGUUAAUGAAUACAAGAAGGUUAAAGGAUAUAGUGUUAAAAUAUUAAACACACCUUUUGAUUUUGGAUCAAUCAUGAAUUUUGAAAGAACUUAUUUUAGUGCAAAUGGAAAACCUACAUAUUCAUCUAAACUUAAUCCAGUAUAUGAUAAAAUGUUAGGACAACGAAAUGAUUUUUCAUUUAAUGAUAUCAAAUUACUUAAUGAUAUGUAUUGUGGUAAAAGAUGUCCAAAAAAAAUUAAAGGAUGUAUAAAUGGUGGUUAUCCAGAUCCAAAAAAUUGUGAUUCAUGUAAAUGCCCACCAGGAUAUCGUACAAAAUUAUGUGGAAUUCCUGAAGAUUCAACAGGUGAAUGCGGCGCAAAAAAACUUACAGCUAAAAAAGAAUAUCAAACAUUAUAUAUUAAAACAGAUAAAAUUUGUAAUCAUCUUAUAGUGUCAAAACCAGGAAGAAAAGUUGAAGUUGUAGUUGUUAAAGCUAAUAUAUUAAAGAGAAAAAUUUGUUCACAUGGAAAGGGUCUUGAAAUUAAACAUCGACAUAACAAAGGAGCUGUUGGUCUCUCUUUUUGUGGAUCAUAUAAGAAUGUUUCCGUAGAACCAAUAUCUAGUCAGGUUCUUGUAAGAUAUUAUGGAACAGAUGAUAGUAAUCAUUUUGCUGAAAUUAAAUAUAGAGAAGUAUAA
Strongyloides ratti is the source of this 1140-nucleotide messenger RNA. RefSeq names its product Astacin-like metalloendopeptidase. The coding region runs from base 1 to 1140 and encodes 379 amino acids. The transcript has 2 exons. Gene Ontology annotation, biological process: proteolysis. The record is from RefSeq and is a predicted model, not a curated record. Gene Ontology annotation, molecular function: zinc ion binding; metalloendopeptidase activity. NCBI's taxonomy places the organism in Eukaryota, Metazoa, Nematoda, Chromadorea, Rhabditida, Strongyloididae.